ACCACAGCAUAUUUUCGACAGCACAAAUUAUCUAACCUUUAAUAAGAACAUCGCGCUUAAUUUUCUCAUGGAAAACUAUCUUUGAAUUGUAUAAACCUAAAAACAUAGUGCGCAAGAUCGGGAGAUUUGGGACAUAUAUGUUCAAUUCCAUCAUUAGCUAAAGAAUGGACCUUCUUGGGUCUAUAUCAAGUGCUCUGGAAGUGGUACUCACAACCCCUCUAACCCGGUUACUACAAGCUGCAUUGGCCUUGUAUGCGACCCUGAAUUUGAACUCAUCGGAUUUCCCGCCGGAUUACUCUUCUAAAGUUUCAGAUGGAGUGCAUGCCGACUUCAUUAUAGUAGGCGCUGGUUCGGCGGGCUGCGUGCUUGCCAACAGACUGACUGAGAUAGGUAACUGGACGGUAAUGCUGGUGGAGGCAGGAGACUAUCCCUCCAUUGAAUCUUUGGUGCCGGGUUUGUUAACUUUCGUGGACUACUCUUAUGAAGACUGGAACUACUAUACCGUUGACGAUGGGUACACGAGUCAAGCGCACAAAUCAAAAACAUACACCUUACUAGAGGUAAAAUGCUAGGAGGCUCCAGCGGCGCUAACUACAUGUUUUACGUUAGAGGAAUAAGAGGGACUACGACGAAUGGGAAGAAAACGGACUGGAGGGAUGGUCUUGGGACUCGGUGCUGCCUUACUUUAUAAAGAGUGAACGCCUGCGUUCAGAAGAAAUAUUGGAAAGUCCUUCAGCUGAUCUUCACGGUACAGAUGGAUAUCUAGGCGUUACUCGGCCACUCUGGCAAGGAAAAGUAGAAAACGACUUAGAAGCGUUCAAGGAAAAUGGACAUCAAAUUUUAGUAGAUACGAAUGGAUACGAACAGUUAGGAUACUCCUUACCUACAUUUACCAUAGACAAUAAGACUCGACAGAGCACGUCAGUUGCAUUCCUCAGACCUAUAAAAGACCGUCAAAAUCUACGAGUGUUGGCAAACACUUAUUGCAGAAAGAUCCUAUUUGACGAAAACAUGCGAGCAAUUGGUGUAGAGGUAAAGCUUCCAAAUGGAAAAAUUAUAAAUCUGAUGGCCAAUAAAGAAGUAAUACUUUCGGGGGGAGCUAUCAACAACCCACAAAUAUUAAUGUUAUCUGGUGUUGGACCUAAGGAACAUUUAGAAGAAAUGGGCAUACAAGUUUUACUCAAUUCACCGAAUGUGGGUGAAAAUCUUCAGGACCACCCUACAGUUCCAAUAGUUAUUAAUAAAGGAAAAAUGCUUUAUCGUUGCUCGGUAAUAUUGAUUUAAUAACUAAUUUAGAUAAAUUUCCGAAUCCUACGUUAAUGGGACACGUGGCGUUGAAUAAAUCACAAACUUAUCCAGAUUAUCAAGCUUUAGCGUUCCCGAUCGAUGUCGGUUCUUUCAUACCUACGAUCAUUUGCAGCUAUGUGUUUAGAUAUGAGAAUGCAAUCUGUGAUCAAAUUGUCCAGACUGGGGAGACAAAUCAAUUACUGCUUACAACUCUAACUCUACUUCAUCCAAAAUCCAGAGGAAGGGUUUAUUUAAAAAACAAUGACCCGGAGGAGAAAGCAAUCAUAUACGAUGGUUAUUACACA
Manduca sexta (tobacco hornworm) is the source of this 1592-nucleotide messenger RNA. RefSeq names its product pyranose dehydrogenase-like. Gene Ontology annotation, molecular function: oxidoreductase activity; flavin adenine dinucleotide binding. The transcript is spliced from 4 exons. Lineage: Eukaryota; Metazoa; Arthropoda; Insecta; Lepidoptera; Sphingidae. The record is from RefSeq and is a predicted model, not a curated record. Bases 165 to 572 code for a protein of 135 amino acids.